Messenger RNA from Cygnus olor (mute swan), 3115 nucleotides. RefSeq names its product hes related family bHLH transcription factor with YRPW motif like (gene HEYL). Bases 339 to 1319 code for a protein of 326 amino acids. Gene Ontology annotation, molecular function: protein dimerization activity; DNA-binding transcription factor activity, RNA polymerase II-specific; RNA polymerase II cis-regulatory region sequence-specific DNA binding. Gene Ontology annotation, biological process: Notch signaling pathway; regulation of transcription by RNA polymerase II; anterior/posterior pattern specification. The transcript is spliced from 5 exons. Gene Ontology annotation, cellular component: nucleus. NCBI's taxonomy places the organism in Eukaryota, Metazoa, Chordata, Aves, Anseriformes, Anatidae. The record is from RefSeq and is a predicted model, not a curated record.
CGGGGGGGCGGGGGGGCCUGGGAACCUGGGAGCGCCGGCGCGGCCGCGUAAUCCGUCACUCCUGGGAGAUGUCUCAUUAACCCAUUAACCAGGAGGCCGGGACGUGCCGGCAGCACAGCGAGGCAGAGCCGGGGGUGUGAGAGGCAGAGCGCAGGGGAGGAGCCGCCCCGAGCCCGGCACGCACCGGGGGAGCCGCUCGGCGCAGCCCGCACCGGGACGGCGCUGCCACGCGGGCUCCGGGACACGCGUGGGGCCGCCGAGCGGAGCAGAGCCGGGCCGGGCAGAGCCGAGCCGAGCCCCCGCCGCCACCCCCAGCCCCUCGGGGCCGCCGGGCCAGGAUGAAGCGGCUGUGCGAGGAGAGCUCCUCGGACACGGAGUCGGACGGCACCAUCGACGUGGGCAAGGAGGAGGAGUACAGCCAUGUGUCCAGGUCCGUGUCUCCCACUACGACGUCUCAGAUACAGGCCAGGAAGAAGCGCAGAGGGAUCAUCGAGAAGCGGCGCCGCGACCGCAUCAACAGCAGCCUGUCGGAGCUGCGGCGCCUGGUGCCCACCGCCUUCGAGAAGCAGGGCUCUUCCAAGCUGGAGAAGGCAGAAAUUCUACAAAUGACAGUAGAUCACUUAAAAAUGCUUCAUGCCACUGGAGGAACGGGCUUCUUAGACGCUCGAGCUCUGGCUGUCGAUUACAGGAGCAUCGGCUUCCGCGAGUGCCUCACUGAAGUCGUCAGGUACCUGGGCAUCCUCGAGGGACAAAACACCGCCGACCCCAUCCGGCUGCGACUCCUCUCCCACCUGAAUAACUACGUGGCUGAAAUGGAGCCGUCGCCGGUGGCCACCUCCCUGCUGCCCAUCCAGACGUGGCCCUGGUCCUUCCUCCACGGCGCCGCCGGCCCCGUGCAGGUCCCCCGGCGGGAGGCCGCUCCCGCUCCGCUUGUAGUGACUGCGUCCUCCCUGGCUUACCCGAGCCCUGCCGUCAGGCCGGCUCCCCUUCGCCGCGUCCCCGGCGACAUGCUGCCGUCCCGCCGGAGCUUCCUGGCCGGCAGGAUGGCCUCUUCCAGCCGCAGGGGCCGCGGCGCUGGCUCCUCCGCAGCCGUAGCGGCCGUGCCCAGGAUGCCGUCGCCGACGGGCGUGCUGAGAGAGGGCUCGUCCAAGGGCAGCCAGAUCGCCACCUUCCUCUUCUCACCAGCCUCCGCCGGCAUCCCCGUUCCGCCGGCUUACGCAGCGCCUGGGGCCUUGGGCGCCGCCGUGCAGGGACCCGGGAUCAGGGUGGGGGCAUCCAGGAUCUGCCGCUCCUGGGCGACGGAGAUCGGGGCUUUCUGACCCCCCUGCUUCGGAGACGGGAAUUCUUCGGCACUCACUGCCCGCAGACCUGAGAACAAACCCAGCUGACAAGGCAUCUCCUGCUUUGCAGAAGCCAAGGACCCAUAAAGAAAAUUCUCUUUACUCUCCCCUGCCUCCCUCCUCGCACCGCCUUCCUCGCCACCGCUCGUCCUCUCACUCACAGCGCCCACAAACGUAAAUCCCAUCUGCUCCCACACACUUGUCUGCACGUGGCUGUGCUCCCGGCUGCGAUGGAGGGGGCACCGCAGACCCUGGCCCCAUUCCUUCUCCCACAAACCCCUCUGUGGAGCCGGGCACUGCCCUCCUUUGGAAAAGAGCCAGCCUCGAAGCACGGCCUCGCUUCCUUGGGGACUGGGAGCUCCCACGGAGCCCUGCUCGUGCCGCUGCCCUACGACGUGUCCCCGGCCACAGCACCCGGUUUUGGUGCGGGGGGACGGGUGCUGCUGGCACCCUGCGGGGCCAGCUGAGCUCCCCGUUUCCUCGCUGCCCUCCCAGCUGCUCCUGCUCGCGUGCCCUCGGUGUGGGGCAGGGGCUGGGCGGUGCUGGUUCCCAGGGCCUGGCCGAGUGCCGCCAGCAUGGGGCUCCAGGAUCCCGCACCCAGGUGCGAAGAGGCAAGGUGCAGGGUUUCAAAGGGACGCCUGCGAUCCAGGGUAAGGCUCUGACGCCAAAGUGAGAAGAAAAGCACUUCCCUCUGCCACUCUCCCUGCCGGAGCUGCCUUGCCUCCAUCCCCUGCUGAGCAUGAGACUGCAGCGGGGGGAGCAGGUCGACCCUGCCUGCCUUUGAAGUGCCUCCCCCCUGUUUUCUCUUAGCCCCACAUCCUCGCCCUCUCCUCCCACAAUGUCUGUUUUCUUUCUUCAGCACUGUGUUUUGGUCUCACAUUGCGCACCCCUUUCCCCGGGCCAGGACCAAAACCCUUGGAUGCUGCGGCGCAGACCUCGGCAAGCCCUGGGUCUGCACUUGUCUGGCUCCCGAGAGCUUUGUUCCGCCUUGUCUCGUGCCCCAAGACAUCUGAUGCAGCAAAUGCCGCGGCUCCUCGGGCUGUCCUCCCAUCCCCUCUCCUUCGGGCAGGAAGGAACAGAGACAUGAAGCUCUUGAGCUGCCCUGCUCCUGUGCCGCCUCCCUGGUCCCGAUGGUGGUUGGGGGGUACCUCCAUGCUUGUCCUCCUUGUCCGACCUGAGCGGCCCCGUGCCCUGGCUCCGCGCCCUGGCUCCGUGCCUUCACUCGCCAGGACAGGCAUGCAGAACAGUGCCCACUCCGAGGAGUCUCACCCGCCUCUGCAGCGCUGUGACGAGAAGAGAGAAAAGCCUGGGGAGGUCAGCGCAAAGAGGUACAAAAGGAGGGAGAAGCGCUCUCUCGAAUGGCAGAGACUCCCCGUGCCUCAGGUUGAAGGCGCAGCCGGUCAGACCGCGCGGGCGAGCUGGUGGUUACGUUCCUGCAGAUCGUAUCUGCCGUGUGCAUGUCGAUGUGUGUACCCGCUAUUGUUGUGAAAGUCAGUCCCUCCCAGGUGUUUUGAUGAAUGUCAUCGCACUUAACACACAGAAAUGCCUCCGCUACUUCUCCUCACCCCGUCCCGAAGUGCCAGCGCAGCCAGGAACAAGCAUUCCCCUUCAGCAGAGCCGGCGGAGGUCCCGUGGGCCCCGGCUGUUCCUGCGGCUGGCCGGCGCGCUAGAGCUCACAGCAAGUAGCCCGGCCUCGCUCCACACUGUGCAGAGCUGUUAGAUUCACACGCUGUGGCACCCAGCAAAGGUGUCAAAUAAAGUCUUUCAAACCCGUA